AUGGAGGCAAGAGUGUGGGAGAAAGAACAGGGUUGUGCAUACUGUACAGCUGCUGCAGAGGCCUCACCUAAUGGGCAGCCAGGGAUGUGUGUGAGUCUGGGGGGGAAAGAAGGAGGGGGAGGGAGGGGGGCUGAGGGAAGCGCUGGAGGAGCACUGGAGGAGCACUGGAGGAGCGAUGAAAAAUGGGCUCUGUCAGGUGAGCUGUGCACCCGCAACUGGCUCUUAGUUCUGUCAUCUCUGUCUGUCGCUGUGUCCCUGAGCCUCAGCAGGGGGCACCACCUCACAGUACGACAGCGUAAUAAGGACGACUUCAUAUAUGCAUGA
Messenger RNA from Knipowitschia caucasica, 324 nucleotides. The record is from the annotation of a GenBank genome assembly. Lineage: Eukaryota; Metazoa; Chordata; Actinopteri; Gobiiformes; Gobiidae.